AUGGAUGUGGAUGAAGUAUUGGCAUCUUCUAUUGAAGCAAAGCUUCUUCCUAAGCCUCCAUCGUCCUCUCGAGCUUGUAUCUUCAGAGUUCCCCAUGUACUCUCUGGCCAAAGUGAAGGUGCUUUUGCACCUAAUAAAGUCUCAAUUGGCCCCUUUCACCAUGGUCAUGAAAACCUGAAGAGCAUGGAAGAAUUCAAACUAUGGUAUUUGCAUGGCCUUCUCUCUCGUGCCCCAACUCCACAGACAAGUUUAAAGAUAUUCACCAAAGCCAUUCGGCAGUUGGAGGAACGUGCACGUGAGUGUUAUGCAGAACAGUUGAUCGACCUUGACACAGAUGAAUUCGUGGAGAUGAUGUUAGUUGAUGGUUGUUUCAUCUUAGAACUUUUCCGCAAGAAAGCAAAUGGCAUAGGAGGACUUCAAAGAGAUGAUCCCAUAUCCAGUACACUUUGGAUGGACACUUUCUUGAGAGUUGACUUGAUGUUGCUUGAGAACCAAAUCCCAUGGUUUGUUCUUGAAUGUCUAUUCAACCUCACUGAGCCUCCCAUACAAAGAAGCCCAUCCCUAGCCGAGCUUGCAUUUGGUUUCUUUGAUACUAUGAUGCCAAUGAUAGAUCCUGCCAAAUCGAGCUCUACACAUGAAAUGAAGCAUUUACUUGACUUGCUGUGGAACAACAUAAUUUCAGCUUCUGCAGAUUUGGAGGUGAGUCAGGUCACAUUGGAGAAUGAAUAUUGGGAAGUGAUUCCUAAAGUGACAGACGUUGUAGAGGCUGGAGUCAAAUUUAGGAAGGGCAACCCUGAAGAAAUACUGAAUAUAAGAUUCAAGGAUUGGGUAAUGGAUAUUCCUCCAUUGCCAAUUCAGGGAAGCACAAAAUGUCUCUUUCGGAACCUCAUUGCUUAUGAGCAGUGUUCUUAUUUCCUCCCCAGCCGGAUCACAUCUUAUGUUAUGCUUUUGAACCGUCUCAUUAAUCACUCAUCAAAGGAUGUGCAGUUACUAAGGGACCAAGGUAUAUUAGAGAAGCGUUUGAGCACUGCAGAAGAUGGGUCCCUUUUCUUUAGCAGGGUUUUGAAAGGUAUUAUUCUCCACAAGUUCUAUUAUGUGGGAAUUUACCAGAAAGUGAAUGCUUAUUAUCGAACUAGUCGGCAUAAGCGGCAAGCAACACUGAAGCGUGACUACUUCAACAAUCCACUGACAAUAAUUUGCCUCAUCGUUGUUAUUGCACUACUACUUCUUAAUGCCUUCAUGCGAACCUUAUUCAUUAUCCUAAGUGACCAUUAG
Macadamia integrifolia is the source of this 1275-nucleotide messenger RNA. RefSeq names its product UPF0481 protein At3g47200-like. The coding region runs from base 1 to 1275 and encodes 424 amino acids. The transcript has a single exon. NCBI's taxonomy places the organism in Eukaryota, Viridiplantae, Streptophyta, Magnoliopsida, Proteales, Proteaceae. The record is from RefSeq and is a predicted model, not a curated record.